This is a messenger RNA of Fonsecaea multimorphosa CBS 102226, 588 nucleotides long. RefSeq lists its product as uncharacterized. The transcript has a single exon. The record is from RefSeq and is a predicted model, not a curated record. NCBI's taxonomy places the organism in Eukaryota, Fungi, Ascomycota, Eurotiomycetes, Chaetothyriales, Herpotrichiellaceae. The coding region runs from base 1 to 588 and encodes 195 amino acids.
AUGGAAGGCAAUACGUCUUCAGUAAACCAAUCAACGGGUCAACAACUUCCUGAAACAGUCCAUUGCCGGACUCAACGCGCUCAGCUUCCAGAAGAAGACGAAGAAGUGAUGCAAUCCAGCUCCACUGUACCGACUAUACCAUUACAACCAGAUCAAAGCGACAGACCUUCUUCCCACGCAAAGCAAGCCAAGCUCCUGGCCUCCAUCGAGAAUUUGAAAUCCAGCAUCUCCACUACAGAGGCUGUUCUAUCCACGAAGCUCCGAGAAAUCACCCAACUAAAGUCCUUUCGGGCAUCAACCUCGAACGAGGAUAACCAAGAAUCAACUCAAUUCUCUUCCCGACAAGGUGCGGCUCCAGAAACUGCUCAGAAGAAGCGAGACUCUUUUGUUUCUUCGUCAACGCUCAGCGAAGACGAUAAAGCGGCCCUCGCUCAUGCUCACUCCAUCAUCAACAGCCACAUUUCGCUUUUGAAGUCGUACAACGAAAUCAAGAACAUUGCCAUGGGGAUGUUAAGCCUGAUUGCGGAGAAGGAAGGCCGGAGGCUCAAGGACGUGAUGGACGAACGGGGAAUAGACGAGGAUGACUGA